Messenger RNA from Phytophthora sojae, 1218 nucleotides. RefSeq lists its product as hypothetical. Gene Ontology annotation, molecular function: diacylglycerol O-acyltransferase activity. Gene Ontology annotation, cellular component: endoplasmic reticulum membrane. The record is from RefSeq and is a predicted model, not a curated record. Lineage: Eukaryota; Oomycota; Peronosporomycetes; Peronosporales; Peronosporaceae. Bases 1 to 1218 code for a protein of 405 amino acids. The transcript has a single exon. Gene Ontology annotation, biological process: triglyceride biosynthetic process.
AUGCUGCGGAACGCGGCGUGCGGGCGGGCGCCUGCGUGGCCGAACAACGACGCGCGGCCGGAGCUGCAGACGCUGCGGGGUCGUGUGCUGCGCCAUGUGCUGCUGUGGCUGCUCUUCGGGCUGUGGAUCGUGGGGCUGGCGACGUUCAUCGGGCUGUGGCUCUACUCGGGCUACUGCGUGGCGCGCUCGGCUUGGGGCACGGUGCAACUCGGCAGCUGGACGGGAGCCACGCCGCUGCCGUCCACUGUGCAGGUGUAUCUGACUUUGACGGCCAUGUACGAGGGCUACCACUUGGUGACGCGGCAGUCGCAGCACCUGUGGCCGCUGAUGCGACGCAUGGCCCGCUACGUCUUCCUGCGCUACCCGUACUUCCGCCUGAGCGUCGUGGUGUUUGAAGAGCGCGAGGAAGCGAAACAAAGAGCAAGACGCGAACAGCAGGAGCCGGAGAAGGAGGAAGACGGCGAUGAAAGUGACGGAGACAAGCGCAGCACUGGACACUUGAGUGUGGGGGCGGCGGCUGCAGCAGUGGAGGAGAACGACGUGACGCCAUUCGUCGAGCCGAAUACGCGCGCGCUGUUCACGUUCCACCCACACGGCGUGCUGACCUGCGGCUUCUCGCUCAAUGGAGCCCACCACAUGGCCUUUCAACGCGCUGCGUGCCGCUGGAUCUCGGCCGAGAACCUCUUCUACUUCCCGAUCAUGCGCGACAUUCUGCACUGGAUGGAGUUUAGCAGCAGCACCAAGGCGAGUAUGCAGAGCAUUAUGCGCACGGGACAGAACCUAUGUCUAUUACCCGGUGGCUUCGAGGAAGCCACACUCUUCCAGCGGGGCAAGCACCGCGUGUACAUCAAGAAGCGCUUCGGCUUCAUCAAAUUGGCGCUGCAGCACGGCUACGACAUCUACCCGGCGUACACUUUCGGCGAAGAGUACACGUACCAUGCCUUCCCGUAUCUGCAGUGGCUUCGACUAAAGCUGAACCAGUUCCGGAUCCCUGGCACCGUCUUCUUCGGCCUGCCCAUGUGCUUCUUCCUGCCGCGCCCCGACGUCGACCUCAUCACCGUCGUCGGCAAGCCGCUGCGCCUUCCGCACGUUGAGCACCCGAGUAGAGAGCUGGUAAAGGAGUGCCACGACAAGUACGUUGAAGCACUGCGAGACCUCUUCGACACGUACAAGGGCGUCUACGCGGUCGACCCGAAGGCCGAGCUAGAGCUAUUCUGA